AUGCAGUUCCCACGCCUUCUGCUACUGCUGCUGCCAGUGCUACUAGUGCUGUUGCUUCAGGUGGUGACUCCUGAUGAUAAUGACCAACUGGAAUCUACAAGCACCAGUACAAGUUUUCUGAGGAGAAGAAGGACUGAUCAGCAUCUGCAUGUACCGGUACAUAACAGUACUGGCACAGAACGUCAAGGCCAGUGGACCCUUCAGCAACCUGGAGAUGAGGAUCCCCAUUGGAAAGUGGCAGUCCGAGAGCACCAUGUACGAGCACUGCAAGAACGACCGAAUACUGGUGGUAGUAAUCCCGCUGGUGCUGGUGGCCUCGACGGCAUUCCCGUCAAUGACAAUCAACAGACCGUUACGAAUCCAGAAGACAACUUUCCAUCGUUGGAAUUGGAUGGGAGACACUGGAUAUAUGUGAUUGUCGCCAUGGGCUUUGAGGAGGGUUUGGCACGAGACGUGUCGCAAGAAGAACUACUGGAGUAUCAGUGUUUCAUGAACGAUUACAUUCAAGACCGCGUCACCAUGAACUUGACAGCUGCAGGAGUCGAUCGACCCAUUUCAGUCAAAUCCAGACUCCUCAAUUGGGAUUUCACCAAUCAAGAAGACGAACUGCCCUUGACCGUUACCUUUUAUGCCGAUACCACCUACACCGAUAAUAAAGACGGAGAAGAACCAGAAUCCGUCAAUGCCGACACGGUAUUCUACUCCUUUGAUCUGUCACCGGAAGAAAUUGGAAACUUUAUUCAAAACUACGUAUGGCUCGUCGACAUUAAAAAUCCAUUCUACUACGUCAUGGCCGUCACAAUGCGCGUACGACAAGCCGAACCGUUGCCAGAUCCCUCCGAAUUGAAGAUUGAUCGGACGUGGUGUGAUGGAGAAACCAAGGAACCCAGUGCGGCACCCUCUGUGGCAUCCCUGCCUUCCAACGCACCGUCAUUGGCACCCACCACUGUGCAACCCACACUCGCGACAACUGCACCAUCAGUAAUAGCAGCACCCACUACUCCACCCACUCAGGCGACGGCGACUAGUGCACCAACCGCGGAGGGUGAAACUCUGUCGCCCACCGCUGUCUCCGACAACAACAACAAUAAUAAUAUUGAUGAUAUUGGUGCCAACAAUCCCAACAGUAUUAGCACAGAUCCCGCUUCCACAAACUCGACAGACCCAAGUGCCAAUGCAACGGAUCCUAACAACAACACUGAUGGUACUAACAAUGCUACCGACCCGACAAACAACAAUCCCGACGGCAACAACGCUACAGAUCCCAACAACGAUAAUGCUACCGAUACCACAAUGUCUCCCACCAGUUCCAUGGCGCCCACGGUUUCACCAGCCCCUACGGUUUCACCAGCACCCACAAUGCCACCCUCCGUGUCUCCCGCACCGACAGUGACCAUGAUGCCGACAGGGCCAUCCACCAACGAAACAGCAUCACCCAAUGAUAGUGACAAUGAUAGUGACAACGACAACAGUAAUGCGACUCUAUCACCGACUAGUUCCAUGGCGCCCUCCGUUUCACCAGCGCCAACAAUGACACCUUCCGUUUCUCCAGCGCCCACAGUGACCAUGGCUCCAACCACCACCCAAGCGACAACAUUACCCACCACGGAGGAAAAUACACAAGCACCUUCCUUAGCCACCGACGAACUACCCACGCCUCCCACCAACCAAGUCCAAGCCACGACACCUCCCAGACCCGAACCACCCACACCACCCACCAACCAAGUCCAAGCCACAACACCGCCUAGGCCCGAACCACCCACGCCACCGACAAACCAAGUCCAAGCCACGACACCUCCCAGGCCACAACCGCCGUCGUCGGAAACCACGGCAUCGCCGUCCAUUAGCAACAAUGGUCCAUCCAUAAUGGAGGAGACCACUUCUCCCACUGUCAAUGCUCCCACUGUCAAUGCUCCGUCCAUCACCACUACUGCCCCAUCCAUCACCACUACUGCCAGUCCAUCCACGGAAACGGAAACGGCCAGUCCAUCCGUUGCCACAGACACGAGUCCUUCGGCUGCUGCCGCCGCAGACACAACCAGUCCUUCGGCUGCGGCCACUGACGCGACACCUACCACACCGGGACCCGGUAAUAGUGGUGGUGAGAAUCCUGGCAACAACAACGACAACAACAAUAACCCUCCAGGACCCACUCGAUCGGUCCCCUACAGCAUGGACAUUACAUGGACCAAUCCAGACCAUGUUUCUCCAGAACAAGAACCCAACCAAGACCAGAUUCGACAAAUGCUUUGUGAAACACAAUUGUUCCUACAGGAAAGACUGGCCGUGGCCACGGGACGGACCACCGUCAACACCACGCUGUCGAGUAUCGAUUGGGUGUGGCAAACGAAUAGUGCGGAUAAGGCUGAUUUCGUCGUCAACUAUACCCUCACCGCUCACGGCAACCUAGGCGAAUCUUUGGUACCGCCAGCGAUUGUACAAGCCGCCUUGGAAAAUGCCGGGCCCGAUUUGUUUCAGUACUUGCUCGCGGCAGCCGCCACGGAAAAGUAUGCGACUGCGGCGGAAAUUGCCAAAGAAAAACAAGAAAAUAUCUUUCGACAAGGCGAUGGCACGGCUACGGCGGACGCCGCUGGGGACAGUCCCUUUGGUUUCAUGAGUUUAUUGGUCAUGACAGACUUGCUGUCACAGGAGUCAUCAUCUUUGGAACAACAACAUUCCCCAGGCAAAAUUGAAACCUUGGAAGGAUGCCAGGAUUUGUCGUUGCGAGAUCCACCCAAAUCGCUGCUCGGGGAUGAGUUGGAUCCAUCGUUGCUGGCCGAUCUGCCAGCGGAAAAUAGUGGCGGUGGGGCGGCAGAAAACGACAAUGGCAAUCCCAGAGAACAGCCAGGAGGAGGAGACGCCGAUGAUCCCACAUCUACAGGUGGCGUCGCUGGUACUGCCGUUACGUUGGCGCCUACAGCGGCACCAGGUCCGUCGGUAGAACAGGUGAAUGUGAGCUUUAUCGUUUCGAACUUGGAUCAAAUUACCGAUCCCGGAAUUGUCAAUAUCAGUGGAUUGUCCUUGUCCUUUCCGGCGUUUGCGGAAAAGGUUGUAAGCAGAGUUGCUGCGGAAGAUGGAGUACCACGACGACGAUAUCUUCGAGCAGCUGCAGAUAGACGGCAUUUGGCGCUCAAAGUGAUACUCGAACCGGGGACUGCAUACGUGUCAGAAAUAUUCCGAACGGACUGCGGAAAUCAGACGGAUCAACAACUGGUGUGUCACGAAGCUCGGGGUCAGUUCGAGCUGCGUCGAGGCGAGGCAGAUGACCUACUAUCAGAGACUUCUGCACCGGGGAACGAAACCUCCACCAACGAAACCUCUACCAAUGAAACGACUACAAGCCAACGGCGCUUACAAGAUUGGACGCACAGGUACGCCGUUGAGGCGUAUCAAACCAUCAAUGAUGGAACCUAUUACGACAUUAUGAAGCAAGCAAUGCCAACCACACCACUCUACAUUGGAACCACGGUGCCUGGAGUGCCAGUACCUCCCUCUGGCGUGUCCGACACUGUAAUGUGGAUUCUGAUUGCGCUCAUUAUAGCACUGGCCAUUUGUAUCAUUCUUACUUGCGCCUAUCUCUUUUACGAGAGACGAGAGCAUGACAAAGAGGUCGACCAGCUACUGGAUGAGAUGGAAGAAAUGGAGUUGGAGGAUGGCUCUCAGAAUUCCAAACACCAUCACCACCAUUAUCCACCAGAUAAGGAGGACAAAGAUGGAACCCACAAGGGGAGUGACAGCGACAAGAGAGACACCGAAGAGGACGAGGAAGACUUUAUGGACGAGGAGGAAUUCAUGGACAUGGAUAUCGAUGACGGAGAAAGCGCUGACAACGACAAGGGAUUUGUGGAUGAAUACUUCGACGAAGAUGACUUUUUGGAUGAGAUGGAAAAGAAGGAUGACGACAGCGACAAGUCUGGUGAUGGCGCCCAGCAAAGGAGCGUUUCGCCCAUGGAGGAUGAUUCUAACAGCGACAGGUCCCCUAUUGAUGGCGUCCAGGAGACGCGUGCUGCCCCCCCAGACGGUUUGGAGGACAUCGAGCCUGCAACGCUUGAUGAUGACGAGAACAACAAGCCUGCUGCUGUCGAUGAUUCCGACGACGAAGAAGACGAUGUUGACAAUUUGGAUGACAGUGAAAACAUCAUCGAGUUUGACAAUGACCCUGAGGAAGACGCCAGUACCCUGAGUAGCGGGCAUUCAUCUGUUGGACCAAAUGACUCGGACGAAGGGUGGGAGUCUGGGUCGGGUUCGAGCAGCAGUGAAAGUAGUCAUAGCAGUGGAGGCAGCAGCAGCAGUGGAGGCAGCAGCAGCAGCGGUAGUGGUAGCCACGACGAGGAAGGGCAACAUGACAAUGAAGAAGGACAGGCACUCGAAAAUGCCCGAAGCCUUGGAGUUGACAGCAGCGACCCAGAAGACGAAGACGAAAAGGAGGGCUCCCUCGAAAUGGAGGACAUAUUGUCCCGAAGCCUGGGAAAAGACAGCGGCGGAGCCGAGAAAGAAGAAGAUCAGGGCAAAGGUGGCCAAGAAGAUCAACCCGCCGAGCGACACGAUGACGACGCGGCGAAGACUAGAGGUCUCAGCAUCAUUGAUGAUGGCCAAGACCACGUUUUUGAGGACGGAAACGACUCGGCUGACUUUGAGAGGAGUGUUACGCUCCAGGAAAUCUUCAACUUGUCGCGGCCCCUCGGCGAUUCUGGAAGCAAUAUCAACGAGAAGCAAGCAGUGUCUGUACCGGACACAAUAGAAGAAGAAUCUGAAACCCCGUCCGAGGACCAAUCUGAUGCUGCCCAAGAAGUUGCCGCAACGGGCACGAGAGCACUAGGGGAUAUUGCAGUUAGUGAUGCAAAGGCAAUGGACGACUCGUCGGAACACGAAAUUGUGUUUGGCGAGGAGGAGGACGACGAGGUAAGCGAAGGCCAAGGUUCUGACGAAGAUGUAAGUGACAACGAGGAAGCCGAAAACGAGAACAAAGAUACUUCCCAGGAUUCUGACAAGAAUUCUGACCAAGAUGGAAGCGACGACAAGGAAGCAAAAGAUGGAAGUGACAACGAGGAAAGUGGAGAGGACGUAUGGAAUUCUAUGAUGGAAGCACAGAUGGCCAAUCCAGCCAGGAGUGCAGCAGCCCUCGCUGACAGCAACGACGAGAUAGGCGAAGCCGAAGAACAAAACGAACACGGAGGUGAACACCAGAAUGAUGGCACAAUAUAUAGCAGCAGAAGCAUUGGAGAGGCGGCUCAAGAUGAUGAUGGAAGCGAGGGCAGUGGCCAACUGAGACGAGAAAGUGGCACCAGCGCUGGUACAUCGAGCAGUGACGGUGUCAGUGAUGAUGAAGCCAUGGAAGACCACGAUGGAAGUGGGGAAUUAAAGCAAGAUAGUGCCUUCAGUGCAGGCAGUUCUAGCGACGGCGAAGCCGGAAUGGAAGAACAAGAUGAAAGCGAAGAUGUGCAAAGAGAUCGUGGCAUCAUUGGUGGCAUUGCUAGCGAUGGAGAAGAGGACGCAGAAGAACACUAUGGAAGCGACGAAGUGCAAAAAGAUCGUGGCAUCAUUGGUGGCAGUGAGGACGGCAGAGAAGAGGAUAUGGAAGAACACGAUGGAAGCGAAGAAGUGCAAAGAGAUCGCGGCAUCAAUGGUGAUAGUGAGGAUGACAGAGAAGAGGACCUGGAAGAACACGAUAGAAGCAACGAAUUGCAAAGAGAUCAUGGCAUCAAUGCUGGCAGCGAGGACGGCAGAGAAAAGGACACGGAAGAUCAUGAUGGAAGCAACGAAUUGCACAGAGAUCGUGGCAUCAGUGCUGACACAUUUGGCAGUGACCAUGAAAAUUACGAGGACAUGGAAGAUCAUGAUGAAACCCAAGAACCAAGGAGGGAAAGUGGCACCCUUGACAGCGACCACGAUGAUGACAAAGACAUGGAAGGCUUUGAAGGAAGCGGAGAAGUAAAAAGAGAUAGCGGCACAUCUGGCAGCAACAAUGACAGUGAAGAAAAUUGGGAAGACUUUGAAGGAAGUGGAGAAGUGAAAAGGGAUAGCGGCACCAGUGCUGGCACAUCUGGCAGUGAAGAAGAGUGGGAGGACUUUGAGGGAAGUGGAGAUGCCAAGUUGAACACUAGUGGCAUAUCUAAUGACAGUGGAGUGGAAUGGGAAGACAAUGAUGAAGAGGACAUUGAGAAGGCCAACAAUGCCAGUGGCAUCUCUAGUGACAGUGGAGUUGACUGGGAAGACUAUGGUGAUGAUGAUGACGCGGAAAAAGCCAACAACGCCAGUGGCAUCUCUACCGACAGUGGAGUGGACUGGGAAGACUAUGGUGAUGAUGGUGACGAGGAAAAAGCCAACAAUGCCAGUGGCAUCUCUACCGACAGUGGAGUGGACUGGGAAGACUAUGGUGAUGAUGGUGAUGAGGAAAAAGCCAACAAUGCCAGCGGCAUCAGCGGUGACAGUGGAGUUGAAUGGGAAGACAUGGACGAUGAAGAUGGAGAGGAUGGAAAAGCAAGCAAUGACAGUGGAGUUGACUGGGAAGACUACGGCAUAGACGAGGAAGAAGAUAAGGCGAAAGGAAGCGAUGCAAGUAGCGACGUGGACUGGGAAGACUACGGCAGUGAUGAGGAAGUUAAAGCCAAGGGAAGCGAUGCAAACUACGGCAGUGACGAGGAAGAAGAUAAGGCAAAAGGAAGCGACGCAAGUAGCGACGUGGACUGGGAAGACUUAGGCAGCGAUGAGGAAGAGGAUAAGGCAAGAGGAAGCGAUGCAAGUGGUGAUGUGGACUGGGAAGACUAUGGCAGUAAUGAGGAGGAAGAGGAGGACGACGAUGAUGAUAGUGUUGACUUGAAAGAAAAGUCAACCAAUUCUCUCCGUGAUGCAUUUGCUGUGGAUGCCGACAAUGAAAGUGCCCAAGAUAUGCUCUGGGAUAGCUACGUCCAUGAUUCGGAUGAAAUUGUGUUCAAUGCUGAAGACUCCGAUUCAGACUAA
This is a messenger RNA of Seminavis robusta, 6960 nucleotides long. The record is from the annotation of a GenBank genome assembly. NCBI's taxonomy places the organism in Eukaryota, Bacillariophyta, Bacillariophyceae, Naviculales, Naviculaceae.